AGAAAUGGAACCAUCCCUGUAUGUCUCGUGACUCGAGAAACAAUUUAGAAACUCAAAAAACACAAACAAGGCAACAAUUCCUUCACUCUUCUCUUUCCCUUUUUGCUCAGCAAAAAAGAUAAAGUCCCAAACUUGAUUUCAAAACCCAUAAACUUCAAUCUUACUGUUGAUCUCAGAGCAUUAAACCCACAAAAAUGCAUGCAAAAACUGAUUCAGAAGCGACGAGUAUCGACACUUCAUGGCCACCAAGGUCACCACCACGAAGGCCGGUUUACUAUGUUCAGAGUCCUUCAAACCACGACGUUGAGAAAAUGUCGUAUGGGUCGAGCCCAACUGGUUCACCAACUCACCAGUAUUACCAUUGCUCCCCUAUUCACCAUUCCAGGGAGUCUUCCACGUCGAGAUUCUCGGCUUCUCUUAAGAACCCGAGGAGUCUUUCGGGUUGGAAGCAUGUCAAGGUUGGUCAAGGCGGCGAUGAUGUGGAAGAAGACGACGACAAUGGUGGUGAAAUGGACGGUCGUGAUGAAUGCAAAGCUAAUAACUUCAGGCUUUAUAUUUGUCUUGUUUUAUUGUUUUCCUUGCUGUUUACGGUUUUCUCUUUGAUCUUGUGGGGUGCUAGUAAGAGUUACAAGCCUAAAGUCUUCAUUAAGCACAUUGUGUUCGAGAGCAUCUAUUACCAGGCAGGAAAUGAUCAAUCAGGGGUGCCUACUGAUAUGAUUUCACUGAAUUCAACGGUUCUGAUCUCAUAUAGAAAUCCAGCUACUUUCUAUGCCGUCCAUGUUGCCUCUACUCCAUGGGAGCUUCACCAUUUCCAGCUCAAAAUUGCCUCUGGACAGAUGAAGAAGUUUACACAAUCAAGGAAAAGUGGGAGGAAAGUAGUGACAAUUGUGAAAGGGUAUCAAGUUCCAUUAUAUGGUGGGAUACCUGUUCUUGGAAACACAAGAGAGCACAAAGAAAGCAUAGCAGUGCCACUGAACCUGACAUUUGUAAUGAGGUCAAGGGGUUACAUUUUGGGCAGAUUGGUGAAGACCAAGUUUUAUGGGAAAAUCAGAUGCUUUGUUACUCUCAAGGGAAAUAAGCUUGGGAAGCCUCUUAAUUUGACAGAUUCAUGUAUUUAUCAGUGAAUUCUCUCCUCUUUUCUUUAUAGUUUUAGGGUAUCUGAUAUGACUGAUCUUGAUUUAGUAACAUAGUUUACUUUUUGGAACCUUCAUUUCCCAAUGGUUGAAAUCUGAGUUAGUGUUCA
Messenger RNA from Gossypium arboreum, 1243 nucleotides. RefSeq lists its product as uncharacterized. The record is from RefSeq and is a predicted model, not a curated record. The transcript has 3 exons. Lineage: Eukaryota; Viridiplantae; Streptophyta; Magnoliopsida; Malvales; Malvaceae. The coding region runs from base 195 to 1124 and encodes 309 amino acids.